Sardina pilchardus (European sardine) is the source of this 2329-nucleotide messenger RNA. It is a transcript of the gene ttbk1a, whose product is annotated as tau tubulin kinase 1a. Gene Ontology annotation, cellular component: nucleus; cytoplasm. Gene Ontology annotation, molecular function: ATP binding; protein serine/threonine kinase activity. The transcript is spliced from 15 exons. The coding region runs from base 137 to 2329 and encodes 730 amino acids. Gene Ontology annotation, biological process: signal transduction; peptidyl-serine phosphorylation; peptidyl-tyrosine phosphorylation. Lineage: Eukaryota; Metazoa; Chordata; Actinopteri; Clupeiformes; Clupeidae. The record is from RefSeq and is a predicted model, not a curated record.
UGAAGAUUGCAAAGAGGAGGAAACGGAUGACUUGUAAUUUCUUUGCCAGAUCAAUGGCUCAUUUAAGUUGGGAGCUGCUCGGGUUCUGUCCGGCUGGCAGCAGUGCCUAGCGCCAGCGCUCCAGGACCAAGCCAACAUGAAUGGCACCAGUGAGCAGGUGGACAUCUUGCCUCCCAACUGCAUGGUGAAGGACCGAUGGAAAGUGCUGAAGAAGAUUGGUGGAGGAGGAUUUGGAGAGAUCUAUGAGGCACUGGACCUGCUAACCAGAGAGAAUGUGGCUCUGAAGGUGGAGUCAGCCACACAGCCAAAGCAAGUCUUAAAGAUGGAGGUGGCUGUUUUAAAGAAGCUUCAAGGAAAAAAUCAUGUCUGUAAAUUCAUUGGCUGUGGAAGAAAUGAUAAGUUCAACUAUGUUGUUAUGCAACUUCAGGGACGCAACCUGGCAGAUCUCAGGAGAAGCCAACCUCGUGGCACUUUCACCAUGAGCACAACCCUUCGCUUAGGAAAACAGAUUCUUGAGUCUAUAGAAGCCAUUCAUUCGGUUGGCUUCCUGCAUCGUGAUAUCAAACCUUCAAAUUUUGCCAUGGGAAGAUUGCCUUCAACAACUAGAAAAUGCUUUAUGCUGGACUUCGGGCUUGCACGACAGUACACAAACACUAAUGGAGAAGUUCGACCAAUCUCUGACCCCCCACUUCUGUUGUGUCCAAGAACAGUUGCAGGUUUCAGAGGAACUGUACGAUAUGCAUCAGUCAAUGCGCAUAAAAACAAAGAAAUGGGUCGCCACGAUGAUCUUUGGUCUUUAUUUUACAUGUUGGUGGAGUUCGCUGUCGGGCAGUUACCUUGGAGAAAAAUCAAGGACAAGGAACAAGUUGGACAGAUUAAGGACCGCUAUGACCACCGGAUGCUGCUGAAACACAUGCCUUCUGAAUUCAAUGUCUUCUUAGAGCACGUCUUAGGCCUUGACUACUACACCAAGCCAGACUAUCAGCUCCUGAUGUCAGUGUUUGACAACAGUAUGAAGGACAGGAUCAUCACAGAGAAUGAGCCGUACGAUUGGGAGAAAGGGGGGAGCGAGACGCUGGUCUCCACCAACAGCACGUCCACAGCACCCCAGCACAACACGCGGCAGACGGCGGCCAUGAUGGGGGUGGUAAACAUCACUCCGGGUCCUAGUGAUAUGCAGCGUGAGAACACAGACGAUGUGCUGCAGGAUGAGCACCUGAGUGACCAGGAGAACGCCCCUCCUGUUCUUCCCUCACGGAACACAGCCACUGAUGGAGAUUGGGAAGAUACAGACUUCAACCGCAAUAAACUCAGGAUAAACCUUGGCAAGGCUGGGCUGGAGGACGAGUGUAAUCGUGGGGUGUGUCCUGAAUCCCCCAGUGGCCAGGUGCGCUCACUCCGAUACCGCCGGAUCAACAGCCCAGAGUCUGACCGCCUGUCUGCCGCUGAAGGGAGAGAAGGGUAUGGACAGAGGUCACGCAUGGACAUCCUGGGCUCGCCCUCACGCCAUCUGUACUCCUCCCAGCCGGCGCAGAUGCUCUCGCUGGAUGGUUGCCGUGGCAACCCUCUCGCCAGCGGUCGACAGGAAGCCUCUGCAUCAGUGGACCAGGAGGCCCACAGUAACGCCUUCAUUGGCUCCGUGCCGCUGGCCGAAGAGGAGGAUUUUGACAGCAAGGAGUGGGUGAUCAUUGACAAAGAGACGGAGCUCAGGGACUUCCACCCAGGAGCAGAGCCCACCACGUCCGGCACCACCGACGAGGACCCCGAGGAGCUGCGGCCCCUGGAGGAGCAGGACGAGCGCCGGAGGCUGAGGGGAGCCAUGGGCAUGGACCAGACGGUGCGGCCCAAAACCAGUUGGGCAGGAGGCGGGGACAGGGCCCGGGCCAUGCUGCCCGUCACCGAGGAGGAGGUGUCCAAGCGCAUCGCUGGGGCGCGGGCUGGUCAGUCGGGCGCGGAGAGUCCUGCUCAGUCACCGUGCAACUCAUUACCACGAAGGAGGGAGUCGGACCCAACAGGACCUCACAGACCGCUGGAUGAGGAGAGGCUGCACGGCCCGAGGCCCAAUCAGCUGCGGCGGCUGGCGUCCUACGUCUUCUCGUCGUCCACGCUGGAGACGGAACAGUACCCGCACGCCUCCAACGCCUCCUUCAUCCAGCGCAGCCGCUCGGCCGAGAGCAGCCCCGCCCACGCACAAGGCCGCUGGAGCUCGCGGCGCCACGCCCCGCUCCAGACGCCCGGCAGCCCGCGCAGCCGCCACUCCAUGCUCAACGUGUCGCGCUCGCAGAUCCAGCAGAUGCUGGCCAAGCUCAUGAACAAGAACGCCAGCUAG